Fusarium poae is the source of this 276-nucleotide messenger RNA. RefSeq lists its product as uncharacterized. Lineage: Eukaryota; Fungi; Ascomycota; Sordariomycetes; Hypocreales; Nectriaceae. The record is from RefSeq and is a predicted model, not a curated record. The transcript has 4 exons. The coding region runs from base 1 to 276 and encodes 91 amino acids.
AUGGCGGUUUCUGUCGAAAUAAGCGACGCAGUGUUCUGCCAAGAACACAUUGCAGAAGUUUGCGAAGAGUGCGACGCAGACUUUCGCGAGGAAAAUGAUGCAUUCUAUGGGUUUGACCCGAUAGAUCGCGAUGCCCUUCCAUCUCCAUCAGCUUCCGCGAAUGAUGACGGCGUCUAUUUAUGCGAUACACACAAGAACAGCAUCUGUAAUCAGUGCUUCAGUUGGAAAAAGCAGCUCGUGAGACUUCAUAAAGAAGCAAAGAAGCGUGGAUCUUAG